Cucurbitaria berberidis CBS 394.84 is the source of this 1323-nucleotide messenger RNA. RefSeq names its product FAD dependent oxidoreductase. NCBI's taxonomy places the organism in Eukaryota, Fungi, Ascomycota, Dothideomycetes, Pleosporales, Cucurbitariaceae. The record is from RefSeq and is a predicted model, not a curated record. Bases 1 to 1323 code for a protein of 440 amino acids. Gene Ontology annotation, molecular function: saccharopine oxidase activity; sarcosine oxidase activity; flavin adenine dinucleotide binding. The transcript is spliced from 2 exons.
AUGGGUAUCUCGAAAAGCGAUCCAAUUGCCAUCAUUGGCGGUGGAGCCUUUGGCCUUUCCACUGCUCUGGAGCUCUCGAACAAGGGUUACACCAACAUCACAGUAUUCGAGCGAGAUGAGGAGAUUCCAUCGCGAUGGUCGGCCGCAAACGAUCUGAACAAGAUCAUGCGAGCUGAGUACGAGGAUGGCUUCUACACAGACCUGGCAGUUGAAGCAACAAACGCCUGGAAAAGUCCACGCUUUGCACCUUACUUCCACCGCGUGGGCUUUCUAAACUGCGUAUCUGGCGCUGCUCCCCAAAAGGCCGCUGAUACAAUGCACCGUUUCCAAGCCGCCGCAGCUAAACACCCAGAAAUCGCCCCCUUCCUGCAUACCAUUUCUGGCCCUGACGACAUUCGCAACAUCGCGGGCGCUUGGCAGUUCACUGGUGAGCUGCCCGGCUGGAAGGGCUACGUAUGCAAGUAUGAUGGCUACGUACAUUCAGCAAAUGCGCUGCGGGGCGUGCACAGAGAGGCGAGGAAGAACGGUGUUAGGUUCUUCCUUGGAGAGAAGGUUGGUGCGAUUGAGAAGAUCGUGUACGAGGGCACGGGCCAGAGCAAGAAGAGCAUUGGUGUCAGGACCAAAGCCGGGCGAUUUCACGCCGCGAAGCUCGUGGUAGUUGCCGUUGGUGCAGCAGCCCACAAGAUCGUGCCUGAGCUGGGAACGGAGGUAUCUGCAAAGUCCUGGUCGGUCGCACACGUCCGUCUUACCGAUGAGGAGACGGCGGCACUUCGGGGCAUCCCUGUCACGUACGCUCGCGACCUUGGAUUCUUCUUCGAGCCGGAUCCGAAGACAAACCUGCUGAAGAUCUGCCCUAUGGGUGGCGGCUACAUCAACACCAACCCUGCAACCGGGGUCUCGGAGGCGCCUGAGAACGUGCUCCGCUUCGUGCCGAAGGAAGACGAGAGGAAGAUGCGCGAGCUUCUCCGCCAAACUCUGCCAUACCUCGCCGACCGACCGCUAGUAGACAAGUUCAUCUGCUGGUUUGCGGAUACCGCUGAUUCAGACUUCGUAGUCGACUAUGUGCCAGAGACGUCUUCUUCAGUGCUGGUACUCUCUGGAGACUCUGGCCAUGGCUUCAAAAUGUUCCCGAUUGUUGGGCGAUGGGUGGACAAUCUACUCAACGAGGCUGACGGCAAGCAAAGCAUCUCGAGAUGGCGCUGGAGGGUGCCGAAGCCCAAGCCAAAGGGUGAGAGCUUCGAUGAUGAUGUUAGCUGGCGGAUAGGCGAUGUACGGGAGCUUCGCGACAUACAAGCUGAGGAGCCAGUGAAGGCAAAGAUAUAA